CCGUGGUGUGCGGCCUCCAAGCCUCACUUCCUGCUCCGCCCAGGCAGGUCUUCACUUUCCUUCCCUGGCAGCCUCUGGGAAGAAGCCAGGGACUCUGUCGGAGGCUUCGGGUCCUUGAGCCGCUGGGAAGGAAGAACCUCUCAAGAUGUCUUCCAGUAACGACCCCAUUGUAAUCCCAAUGAUAGAAAGACGUCAAGGUGACCUUCCCGAAACAAACACCAGUGACCCGGAGACACUGACUAAAGAGGCUGUGUUGAGUUUUCACAACAUCAGCUACAGAGAAACAGUGCAGAGCGGAUUUCCACUUCGUCAGCAGACACGUGUGAUGGAAAGACUGUCGAGCAUCAGUGGGAUCAUGGGACCUGGCCUCAAUGCCAUUAUGGGACCUCAGGAUGGGAGCAGAUCUCUGUUAUUAGAUGUCUUAGCUGCAAGGAGAGAUCCGUGUGGAUUAUCAGGAGAUAUUUUGAUAAACGGUAAACCUCGACCUGCUAAUUUCAAAUGUACAUCUGGUUAUAUACCACAAAAUGAUGUGGUGUUGGGCACAGUGACCGUGAGAGACAAUUUAGAGUUCUCAGCAGCUCUCCGACUUCCAAUGACUGUAACAAGAGAUGAAAAAAGGAGGAGGAUCAAUGAGGUGCUUGAACUUCUUCAUCUGGAAAAAGAACAAAAUGUCAAGCCUAGAUCCAAAGGACUCAGAAAAAGGACCAGUAUAGCAAUGGAGCUGGUCACUGAGCAUCCCAUUUUGUUCUUGGAUGAUCCCACCACUGGCUUAGACUUGAGAACUACGACUGAUGUCAUCUCAAUCCUGAGAAGGAUGUCGAUGAAGGGAAAGACAAUCAUCUUCUCCAUCAAUCAGCCUCAGUACUCCAUCUUCAGAUUCUUUGAUAGCCUCACCUUAGUGGCUUCAGGAAAACUCAUGUUUCAUGGACCUGCACGGGACGCUCUGGAGUACUUCACAUCUGCGGGUUACCAAUACGAGUCCCACAACAACCCUGCAGACUUCUUCCUGGACGUCAUUAACGGAGGUUUCCCUGACACAGAGGAAGAUGGCCAUGAAGCUGACGAAAAUGAGGAGUUUGUUGAGAGACAGCAUCAAGUCACGGGAAAAUUGGCCAAUAUGUAUGCCCAGUCCCCCUUACACAGUGCCACAAGAGCCAGACUGGAUCAACUCUUGGGGGAACAGAAGCUGGACAGGAGCUCAGCUGUGGAGACCACAUGUGUCACCCCUUUCUGGCAUCAGCUUGGGUGGAUCACCCGUCGAUCCUUCAAAAAUUUCCUGGGUUUUCCAUGGGUCACUACAAUUCAGGUGAUUAUCAUAGUCAUACUGGCGGUGGUCGUGGGGACUGCUUUCCGUCUCCUGCAAAAUGUUUGUACUGAACUCCAGAUGAGAGCUAUCCUGAUCCUCCUGCUCACUGGUUUCCAGUGCAUCACAAGUGUGACUGCAGGGGAGCUCUUUGUGAUUGACCAGGAUCGCUUUCUACAUGAGCACACCAGUGGAUACUACAGAGUGUCAUCCUAUUUCUUUGGGAAAUUGCUGGCUGAGCUAAUACCCAGGAGACUGUUGCCAAGUACAAUAUUUACUCUUAUAACAUACUUCAUAGCAGGACUAAGAACGAGUGUGCGGGGUUUCUUCACCAUGACAUUUACCAUCAUGAUGCUGGCUUAUUCUGCCAGUUCCCUGUCACUGUCUUUAGGAGCUGGGGAGAACGUAGCAGCUAUAACAACACUACUGGUGACCAUCUACUUUGUGUUCAUGCUGCCUGCCCUCUUUGGUCUCACUGUUGCUUCUGCUAUGUGGAGUUGUUUGAUUCCUAAAUUUCAUAUGCAUCUGCAACAAUUUCAGUCUUCGCUUAAGACAUCGGAACUAAGGCAGCGCUGAAACGAGUCUGUGAACUUUGAGUGUGCUCUUGAGCAAGAGCAGCUCCUUGGGUGGCUUCUGCAGGGCUUCCUCCUCCAGUCCCUAUCUUGCUCUAGCAAGUUGGCAACCAUCCACUGCUUAGUACCCAGAAGCAAGCAGGCUUCAGCCAGCUUGAGGCUGUGUGGCUUCUCCAUCCAUAACCAAAUCUUGCCUUCACCUUAAAAGCACUUUUUGUUUUACCAUAAAGUUGGACAGGAUCCCUCUAUGUUGAUAAGCUUAAAAUCUUAACGAAACUCUGGUUAAUUGCUCAAGUCUCUUAGAAAUGAAACUUCAGAACGAUGGCUCCAGAUUUGCCAUCUUUAAAGGGUUACUAAACAAAGGCAAAUGGUGGCUGCCCAGCUAGCCUGUUGCUUCUACUGCCAGGGCUAAAAACCGAAGUCCCUGACUUUACCAGACUCAGAACUUCUUUUGCUGUCAGAAGGAAGCCUGCAGAGCUCUUUGUGGACUUUGUUAUUGUCUACAACAAGCCUUAGACAGACAAUGAGGUUGCUACCACUGAAGUUCCUAUCACCAACUUCUUUCAUUGGCAUAGGAAAAAUGCAAAGUCUGAUUCUUAAAAUGAAUUAUCAGUAAGUAA
Molecule: messenger RNA, 2495 nt
Organism: Rattus norvegicus (Norway rat)
Lineage: Eukaryota; Metazoa; Chordata; Mammalia; Rodentia; Muridae
Source: RefSeq, a predicted model, not a curated record